This is a messenger RNA of Sesamum indicum (sesame), 1864 nucleotides long. It is a transcript of the gene MOT2, whose product is annotated as sulfate transmembrane transporter. Gene Ontology annotation, biological process: molybdate ion transport. Gene Ontology annotation, molecular function: molybdate ion transmembrane transporter activity. Lineage: Eukaryota; Viridiplantae; Streptophyta; Magnoliopsida; Lamiales; Pedaliaceae. The record is from RefSeq and is a predicted model, not a curated record.
UUCAUAAAUCAUCUCUAAAAAUUGUAAUGAAUCUGACCAAACAUGUAAUCAUAAAAACAGGAAAACCAAAGGGUUGAUAAUUUAGUAGCGGCUUUUGGGGUAGUUACACUCCUCACUUAAGACUCUCUCGCACCGUCAAGAUGUCCGGUGACUCGCCGGAACCUAACAACCCCCUCCUCCGCCACCAUCUUGACGGGUGGCGCCACCAUCUCGCCACCUCACUCCGCCUCAAGACCACCCUCCUCUCCGAGCUGAGCGGGGCCGUCGGCGACCUCGGCACCUACAUCCCCAUAGUACUGGCCCUCACACUGGUCUCCCACCUUGACCUCUCCACCACCCUUAUCUUCACCGCUCUCUACAACAUCGCAACUGGAGUCCUCUUCGGCACCCCCAUGCCCGUCCAGCCCAUGAAGUCUAUCGCCGCCGUCGCCGUGUCGGAGACACCCCAUCUGACGGUCUCCCAGAUCGCCGCCGCCGGCAUAUCCACCGCUGCCGUCCUCUUCUUCCUGGGGGUCACCGGCCUCAUGUCCAUCCUCUAUCGCUUCCUCCCCCUCCCUGUCGUCCGCGGCGUCCAGCUCUCACAGGGCCUGGCAUUUGCCUUCUCUGCUAUCAAGUACAUUCGUUACAAUCAAGAUUUCACCAAAACAACAGCAACAAAAACCAGCGACCCCCGCCCCUGGCUCGGCCUACACGGCCUUGUUCUUGCGCUAGUUUGCCUCCUCUUCCUAAUCCUUGCAACAGGGGACGGCAGCGGCAAUGAGAGUGAUGCCCAUUUGGUCUCAACAACCCGACGAAGAAGAGUUCAGAGAAGGCUCAGGAUUUUAUCAUCAAUCCCAUCUGCCCUCAUUGUCUUCUUGCUUGGCUUGAUCUUGUGUUUUAUCAGAGACCCGACAAUAUUCAGCGACAUAAAGCUUGGCCCGUCGAGGUUUCAUGUGUUGAAAAUCACAUGGGAUGAUUUCAAAGUCGGAUUUGUACGAGGAGCAGUGCCUCAGAUCCCUCUAUCAGUGCUGAACUCAGUUAUUGCAGUAUGUAAGCUGUCUGGUGAUCUGUUUCCUGGUACAGAACUAUCCGCAACCAAAGUUUCGGUUAGUGUAGGUUUGAUGAACUUGGUCGGCUGCUGGUUUGGGGCAAUGCCAGUGUGCCAUGGCGCGGGAGGGCUGGCAGGGCAGUACCGUUUUGGGGGGAGGAGUGGUCUAUCUGUGGUGUUUCUUGGAUUGGGGAAACUAGUUCUUGGCUUGCUGUUUGGGAACUCAUUUGUGCGGAUUCUGAGUUCGUUCCCAGUGGGGAUUCUUGGAGUGCUGUUGCUUUUUGCUGGGAUUGAAUUGGCAAUGGCAUCAAGGGAUAUGAAUUCCAAGGAAGAGUCUUUUGUGAUGCUGGUUUGCGCUGCUGUGUCGUUGACGGGGUCGAGUGCUGCCUUGGGGUUCGGAUGCGGGAUUGUGCUGUACUUGGUGUUGAAACUAAGGGAGAUGGGUUUCUCCGGUCUUCCCUUCUUUAGAUCAAAGUCUGAGCCGACUGCUGAAGAUGAAUCCCUUAUAAAUCCAUAAGAUUCUUAUCUACCACGUUUGACACAUGGGACCUUACUACUGUUGUUCUUCUUCUUCUGCAGGAUGAAGAAAAGACGAUGUGAUGAUGCAGUUGAGAUGAGGUUGACACAGAAGACUCCAAGGCUGCUACUUAUUCCGUAUCUAAAUGUUAAUUAACCUAAAUUCUCUAAAUUAGUAUUUAUGGGAUUAAGGCUAUUAUGGCUUAUCUGAUUCUAGUAAUGAGGAUUCUGGGUUGCAUCUGGAUAUAGAUUACUGGGUGAGUAGAAAAUCCUUACCUGUAUUUGCUGGGUUAGCUCCAUGUUACGAGGAGUGAAACUAAA